Molecule: messenger RNA, 1344 nt
Organism: Diuraphis noxia (Russian wheat aphid)
Lineage: Eukaryota; Metazoa; Arthropoda; Insecta; Hemiptera; Aphididae
Source: RefSeq, a predicted model, not a curated record
AUGGAACGGCAGCAUGACAAUUCAUCCAAACCAAAUAUGAACAAUAACAACGAAGAAUGCGGUAUUAAAGCCAUGGAAUUCAAUGAAAUACUCGUCAUGACUCCUGAAAAUACUAAAUUAGAAAAUCCCGAUCAAAAAAUGUACAGGUUUAACGGAGAAAAAUCACCUUGGAUUGUAAAAAACAUGAGUGGCUUGGAAUUUCCUUUAAUAACAAAUGAAAUUGAUUGGAAAACAGUAGGAAAAAGUAUUUCGCAAGAUACGUGUUUAAGUGUGGUCAGCGAUGAUAUUGGUUUUAGUCGUUCUGAUAUUAUAACGUCGAACAAUCAAAUCAAUAUGAAUGAUAAAAUUUCUCAAUUCCUAAAAUGGGAUAAUUCAAUUUCAGGACAAAAACAAAAAAGCGGAAUCUUAAAUUAAUAUUACGAUAAGUCGAAAUAUCGCUUGCCAAGCGGUCUAGACGAACACAACCAUGACUCRAGAGACGUAAAUGAUAAUAUACCGUUGUCCUUGUCAAACUCGAACCAUGUCUAUUGGGACGAAGACGUGAAAUAUUACAGAUACCMAGUGGAAUCAUCGUUAAGUACAAUAGACAUACGAACAAAUCAUUCUAAUAUCAAUAAUAUUCCUAGGACACAGAGYCAGCCCUAUUUACUGGAUAAUUACAUCACGGAAACUAAUUCAAACUUAAAAAAACAGAAAAAUAUGUUGGAUGAAUUUUGGAAAGAAAUAGGUGAAAUAGAAAAUUCUUUUGGAUAUUCGAGAAAUGUUAACAUAAAAAGAAGUUUUAAAAAAAAUGUAAGCAACUACAAACCAGACUACAGCAAAUAUUAUUCAAAUAAAUUUACGAAUAUUAUUGGAAAAGAUCUGAACAUUAAUCAAGAAAAAAUAAAUUUGAAAUCGAACAGGAAAGAUUCAAGUCAAAAUCAAAUUCAAAACGAUCAUAUUAUUCUAAAGAAUUUAAAUAUUGAACCCCAUCUUAAUACUGAAAACCUGGUGCCUUCAAAAUAUCACAUUUGUGAUAGUCCCGGUUCAAUUUCAAAGUGGCGAAGUAUAGGGGAUUUAAGACCAUCAACUGAAAAUGAAAUAUUAGCAAAGGGCGUUAAGCAAAUCACACACCUAACGGAUAAAAACACACAGACCGAAAAAUUUAACAAUCAUUUCGAAAAACCUAAAAAUAACAGUCAAACAUUUUGUGAAGAAUGUGGUAAUUAUUGUCACUCCCACACAAAUAAAUUACAGUUUGAUAAAACGGAAAAUUCUUUGUUAGUAAAACGAAAUAAAAAAUUACGUGAACUAUUAGGCUUGAAACCAGAAGAGAAAAACGUAUUGGUUAUGUUAAAAUUAUAG